AGGGAGGGAGUCCACAUAGCAAACUCCUUACCGGAGGAGCGGCGGCUUCUCUGCUCCUAACUCCCCGCUCACCCUGUGUUGUCCGACGGGUUUGCUGCCUGACACCGAGCGGGACUAGAGGAAAGCUGGAUAAUACAGCAGUAGCUGGCGGAGAUAUGGACGCUGACCGGGAUUUGGGGGUCGCUGCGCCUCGCUGAACGUUUGGAGACGCCCUCCGGCGGCGGUUGUGGCCGGGGUUAGCAAGCGCACGGCUGCCCGGAAAGAGGCCGACGCCGCAGCAGCAGCAGCACCGGGUGUGGGGAUUUAACCAUCUUCGUCCUGCCUUUCCACCGAUCCCACAAAAUAACGCCAACAGUGAGGUGACAUUUAUGUGUUCCGGGUAAGAAUGGAGUCCAGUUUGGGGAUAUGCAACGAGGAAUGCUUGGCAACUGUCAGAGGCCAGGAGCUGAGGUCUGGCCAGAGGGAGCCCAGACUGCUUACUCUAAUUGAACGCAGUGGAGAGUUUAUAUUGGUUGUUUUGGCCAACCCUGAUGCUGUCGUGUCUCGUCCAGUGGCCCAGUUAUCCAUACCUGUAAACCAUAAAUUUCAAAUUAUACGAGAAGCUGAAGAGGCUCUCCUCAUCGACUUCUCUGACGAUCCGUCUGUUAAAAUACGAAUCAAAGGAGAAAAGGCUCCAGAGCUGGUGCUGGAACUCCAAGAUGAUGAGCGGACUCAGACGUUCCUAAUCCAGGUGAAAAGCGCUCAAGAGCAAGUUGCAACCAGACUCAGUAAACCUAAAGCGAUGGAGCCCCUCACACCAGCAGCUUACAGAGCUCCCGUCCCCAUCCCACCACAAAGGGCGACCAAGACUGCUAGCGGAGAGAACCAAGCCAAACCCCUCAAAGCGCCAAUGUCCAACCUCAACAGCACAGCAGCAAAUCACAAUGCCACAGAAUAUGGAUUUAGCGACAGUUUAAAGAACACCAUUAAAGCGGAAGAGAAGAAGAAUCAGCAGAAUCGCAUUGUUGCCUCCAGGGAGCCGCCUCCUAUUCCCACACUACCUCCGCGCAAAGCCUCCAUCCCUCCAUCAACUCCUCUUCCUCCUGCACCAAUCCCCAAAGAAGCAGUUGCACCCUUGCAGGCCAGAGGCAGCUCUGCUAUACCGAACACUAAGCAAGAUUAUAGGUCUGAGUUUGACUACACGGACAGGCCGACGUCUUGGCCUGAGAGUCCAACUACCAACAGUAUGAGACAGAGCAUGUUCUCCAGCGAGGCCGGGCAAAGAGAGUACCUCAUUAAACACCGCCUGGGGAAGAAGGAGAAGGAGUAUGUGGACAUCCAGCCCUUCAGUUUCUUUAUAGGAACCUGGAAUGUGAACGGACAGUCUCCAGACAGCAGUCUUGAGCCCUGGCUCUGCUGUGACCCCGAUCCUCCUGAUAUUUAUGCCAUUGGUUUUCAAGAAUUGGACCUGAGCACGGAGGCGUUUUUCUACAUGGACUCUUCCAAAGAGCAGGUCUGGGUCGAAGCUGUGGAGAGGAACUUGCAUAGAAAGGCCGACUACAAAAAGAUUCGGACGAUCCGGCUUGUUGGGAUGAUGCUUGUGGUCUUCGUCAAAAAGAAGCACAAGAAGUACAUUAAGGAGUUGGCCGCAGAGCACGUGGGGACAGGAAUCAUGGGGAAAAUGGGGAACAAAGGAGGCGUCGCUGUUAGGUUCGUGUUCCACAACACCAGCUUCUGCAUCGUCAACUGCCACCUGGCGGCCCACACAGAAGACUUUGAGCGCAGGAAUCAGGACUACAGAGACAUCUGUGCCCGUAUGACCUUCCACUUACUGGACUACCCUCCUCUGAGUAUCGUCAAACACGAUGUAGUAAUCUGGCUUGGAGACCUAAACUACCGUCUCUUCCUGUACGAUGCAGCAGAAGUCAAACAUCUCAUUGCUGAGAAUGCGCUAAAGAAGCUGCAGGAGUUUGAUCAGCUGAACAUUCAGAGGCAGACCAAAAGGGCCUUCUCAGACUUCAUGGAGGGAGAAAUCAACUUCAUUCCCACAUACAAGUAUGACACCAAAACGGAUCGAUGGGACUCGAGUGGGAAGUGCCGGAUCCCUGCAUGGUGUGAUAGGAUUCUUUGGAGGGGAGGCAACGUCCAGCAGCUUAAAUACAGGAGUCACAUGCAGAUGAAAACGAGUGACCACAAGCCUGUCAGCUCUCUCUUCAAAAUUGGGGUGAAAGUUGUUGAUGAGCAGCGGCAAAAAAGGGUGUUUGAGGAUAUUGUUCGAGCCAUGGACCGAAUGGAGAAUGACUGCCUUCCUUCUGUAUCUCUGAGCAGGAUAGAUUUCACGUUUAAGGAUGUCAAAUUCCGGCAGCUUCAGAAGGAGCGCUUCCUUAUUAAAAACGAUGGGCAGGUACCAUGUCACUUUGCCUUCAUCCCCAAACCAAACGAUCCGAACUAUUGCAAGCCGUGGCUCCGUGCCGAACCAAACGAGGGGUUCUUGGAACCAAGUGAGACCCUGGAAAUCUAUCUGGAGGUGUAUGUAAGUAAGGACGCUGUCACCCUGCUAAACUCUGGACAAGACACUAUUUACGACAUCCUGGUGCUCCAUUUGGACCGCGGCAAAGACUACUUCAUCACCAUCUCCGGGAACUACCUGUCCAGCUGCUUUGGCACUUCACUGGAGACUCUGUGUCGCAUAAAGAAGCCGGUCAGAGAGGUGACCAAUCUCAUUGACCUGGGAGAGGACAGCGGUACAGAGAAGGAAAAGUCAGUGAUGAACCUUCUGUUGGUGGAUGGAGGAAAUCCGGAAGAUAAACCUCUGAAGAUCCCUAAAGAGGUGUGGAUCCUGGUCAACCACCUCUUCACCAAAUCCUGCGAUCAGGAGGACUUGUUCCAGACACCAGGUCUACAGGAGGAGCUGCAGAGCAUCAUUGACUGUCUGGACACCAGCAUCCCGGAGUCGCUACCUGGUUGUAACCACUCUGUAGCUGAAGCUCUGCUGAUCUUUUUGGAGGCCUUGCCGGAGCCGGUGGUGUGUUAUGAACUCUACCAACGGUGCCUUGACAGCGCUCAUGACAGCCGCCUCUGCAAGCAGUUGAUUUCCCAGCUGCCCCGGGCUCAUCGAAAUGUUUUUCGCUACUUGAUGUCUUUUCUGAAAGAGCUGCUGAAGCACUCGAACAACAACAACCUAACAGCUAACCUCAUAGCUACCCUCUUUGCCAGCCUCCUCAUCCGACCGCCGCCCAGCAUGACCAGCAGGCAGACGGGACACGAAAGGCAGAAAGCCAUCAACUUCAUCCUGGGUUUCCUCAUGUCGGCAGACGAGGACUAACCGAGGGAUCCUCGCUGCGUCGGCGCUCAACUCGGUGCAAUCGACCCAGACCCGCAUCACACCGUGUUACUGAUCCACCUUUUUAUUUCUGUCAUCCGCUGGAGACAAGGCGGGGCCUCUCUGCUCCACACCUUCCUAGGAUGAUCUGAGCAGGGGUCAUGUCUUCUGUUCACACACGGUGAUGGAUGUGGAAGCUUUUUGGGAGAGGUUUGAACCGACGCCCCCUGCACUUUGUAACGACCCCCAGCAGAGACUGGUCCUGGUCGGGUCUGCUGAAGCUCACCGGAGGGGCUCACGCCAAAAUCAACGAGUGAAUGUGGAAACACUAUGUGUACAUAGGGAAGGACUCACACUAAAGACGGGAGUGCUGCUUCCUGCCGUGGCUGAGACUGAAUCCUGCUUUUAUAGGGCAUAUAGUUGCAUCAUUUAGUUUGAAAUGGGAUAAUUAUAGAAGUCAGUUAUGAAGAAUGUUUAUGCUUAAGAUAAGUAAAUGACAAUCAUUUGUUUUUGCUGCAUUUUAGCUGAGGAGACAAUUGAAUUUAUUAACUAACAUACCUGUUGUAUUUUAUCUGUUAUUUAUACGUUUAUUUCUGAGUUUGCACCUUUUUUUUUUUUUUCUUUUUACUGCCGUUUGGUUUACUUUUAUACCUGCAUUGCAGAGAACGGCGUAUUGUUGCCGUGUUUCUCUCCAACCACAGUUUGUCCUCCUUACCUUCAGUUCUGUCAGAUUGACAGAACCAGUUUAUCACACUAACUUCCUGGCCGGGUGCAGAUCUGCCCCCCCCCCCCCCCCACACCCCCCCACCGGGGUGUUUGACGUGUCGUAACAGUGUAAAUAGGGACGGUUUUGGGGUUUCACGCGUUGUCGGACUGUCCGGUGGUGAGAUUCUGUGACGUCGUGGUACUGUUUAUAUCUGCGUUUGUUUACAUGUGUCCUCCUUGCCCCCCCCCAACGUGUCUAAUACCGUAGUUGUAUUGAGUGUUUGCUGUGUUAAGCUCUUCUAAGUGCUGCAGCGUUUUCCUGGGGAGCAGACAUACCAAGGUUUAAUGGCUCAUCGCGGUGCAGUUUUAAGCAGCUGUGCCGCAGAAUUUAUUUUUUCCUCCUCCCCCCGUUUCCUACUCUUGCAUAACCCGGGGUUAUAGAAAUAAGGAACUUUUUCCCCCCACUCUUCAUUCAAUGUUUCCUCUUUAACGGUUUCUCUCGACAUGCGUCAGCUUUAGUUUUUCAUAAUCAUGGCGCUCGUCUCCUCUGAUCGGUGUCUUGCGUAACCGCGCUGGUACCAGGAAGGCCCAACACGAGGUUACAGGAAAACGGAACAUGUUAAGCUACAGGGAGACGAUGUGAAUAUACACUUAAAGGGUGAAAAAAAAAAAAGCAGGCAGUUAUUAUUGGGGAGACUAAUGUGAGUUUUGCCAAACAGUCACUUGUGCUUGAGAGGGGGAAAGUUAUUUGAAACAAUUUACCGUUUCUUUAGAAAGACAGCGUAAUCAGAAAUAUAAAACUUUACAUGCGACUGUAGCAUUAACUGACGUCAUCACUGUCCAUUUUUUCUUAUUUCAUAAAUCUAUGGUACAUUUAACAGCAACUCUAAUGUUAUUUUGGGUACUUUCUAAUUUAUUUAAAAGGAAUAAAACUACGUGAAAGUUCA
Fundulus heteroclitus (mummichog) is the source of this 4953-nucleotide messenger RNA. It is a transcript of the gene ocrl, whose product is annotated as OCRL inositol polyphosphate-5-phosphatase. Gene Ontology annotation, cellular component: membrane; cytoplasm. The transcript is spliced from 24 exons. Lineage: Eukaryota; Metazoa; Chordata; Actinopteri; Cyprinodontiformes; Fundulidae. Gene Ontology annotation, molecular function: inositol phosphate phosphatase activity; phosphatidylinositol-4,5-bisphosphate 5-phosphatase activity. The coding region runs from base 386 to 3304 and encodes 972 amino acids. The record is from RefSeq and is a predicted model, not a curated record. Gene Ontology annotation, biological process: signal transduction; phosphatidylinositol dephosphorylation.